UAACUCGCUAAGAAAUAUGCAUCACUUCGCAGAAAUUCGAGCCGUUGACAUCGAGAAAGACGUGUUCUCAUUCUUGGCCGAACUUCGGACUUUCAAGUCAGAUUGGAUGACGCACUUUCUGCCUCAGGCCGCAAGGCCACCUCAAUGUCAUUUACGAUACUCUGAUCAAAAACAGACUACGGAGUACAAUAGGGCGAUUCCAGAUGGCACAGUUUAUCAAGUUGAGUUAUCGAAGCGGCAAUAGCGGUAGCAGGAUCUACUCAUAUUCGACUCACUCUCGCUAUUGUCGUCGGAAUCACGCGUAUUUGUGGGUACUCACCGUGGUCGGCGUCGAACUAGUUCUAUGUAUAGCUCGUAUUCAUGACGCUACUUCGUCGAACCCCACCAUGAAUGAACAUAAAAUGAGACAGACUCCCCGUUGAGAGUCUGUGGACUGAUGGUACAGAAAGUGUCAUUUAUCCCUUAGGUCUUGAAGAUACCCUGAGCAAGGAUGGAUUCCUCGGAAGCAUCAUUCAAAAUAGCUAUUGUCGGCGGUGGUAUUGUUGGGUCAGCCUUGGCUUACUUUCUAUCAGAGUCAUUGGAGAAUGGCAAUGAAGUUGUCCUCAUCGAUCGUUCAUUCUCUCAGUUGAAAGGUUCAACUGGGUAUGCGCCUGGAUUCAUAGGUCAAUACAACGAAUCGGAGGCUCUUACACGCCUAGCAGUGGACACUGUCAGUGAAUACAAGAAGAUUCCCGGUGCUUUCGAGAGCAUCGGAGGGCUUGAAGUCGCAACCGCUCCCGAGGGCGUCGAAAAAUUGAAGGUCAGAUACGACAUGGCGAAGAAGGUUGGCCUGCCUGCCGAACUUCUGUCUCCUGAGCAGGCAACUAAACUGGCUCCUGAUCUUGUCAAGAACGACAUCUUGACUGCAUUGCACUUCGCAAGCGACGGGGCCGCAAAUGCUGUUAAAAUCACUUCAUUUUUCCAAGAACAGGCGCGCGGAAAUAGCGUUCAUUUCUUGGAAACAGAUGUCAAGAAGAUCAUUCACGAAGAUGGCAGUGCAAAUGGUGUCCUAACUACAUCUGGACUGGUCAAAGCAGAAAAGGUGGUUAUCGCCACAGGUAUCUGGUCAGAGAAUCUCUGUAAUUUUGGUGUGCCGAUUCCGGUCAUUCCUGUUGCGCAUCCAUACAUGUAUGGCGAACAGCGCGAGCCAAAACCGCGCAAGUCACCAUUUGUUCGAUGGCCUGAAUACCAUGUGUAUGCCCGUGAUCAUGGCACAGCCUAUGGACUUGGUUCUUAUGAUCACCAGCCGCUCUAUCACAAGCCCAGUGAGACUGCGGUUGGUGACUGGGUCGAUGCAUUCGAUGCAACACUGGAGCGAGCCCGCAAUUUGAUCCCUGAUGAGACGAAUUUGACCAUCAAGGAGAAGUUCAAUGGUAUUUUCUCCAUGACUCCGGACAAUCUGCCUUUGGUCGGCACGAUCUCGUCAACCAAGGGUCUUUAUGUGGCGGCUGCAGUGUGGGUCACUCAUGCGGCUGGGUCAGCUAAAUUCUUGACCAAGAUGAUUCAGGGUGAAGAAGUUGACGAGUCCCUGAAGAAAGCACUGGACCCGAACCGGUUCCAGGGUAAGGAGAUGCAAGCUUUGAAGGAGGAGUCGCUGGCAGGGUAUAACAGCAUCUAUACGACUCAUGAGAACAGGUGAUCGCAAUAUAGAGUACUUCGCG
Aspergillus novofumigatus IBT 16806 is the source of this 1700-nucleotide messenger RNA. Its product is annotated as NAD(P)/FAD-dependent oxidoreductase. Lineage: Eukaryota; Fungi; Ascomycota; Eurotiomycetes; Eurotiales; Aspergillaceae. Gene Ontology annotation, molecular function: oxidoreductase activity. Gene Ontology annotation, cellular component: cytoplasm. The coding region runs from base 491 to 1678 and encodes 395 amino acids. The transcript has a single exon. The record is from RefSeq and is a predicted model, not a curated record.